Messenger RNA from Myripristis murdjan (pinecone soldierfish), 3405 nucleotides. RefSeq names its product short transient receptor potential channel 4-like. Lineage: Eukaryota; Metazoa; Chordata; Actinopteri; Holocentriformes; Holocentridae. Gene Ontology annotation, cellular component: cation channel complex; plasma membrane. Gene Ontology annotation, molecular function: protein binding; store-operated calcium channel activity; inositol 1,4,5 trisphosphate binding. Bases 10 to 2970 code for a protein of 986 amino acids. The record is from RefSeq and is a predicted model, not a curated record. Gene Ontology annotation, biological process: calcium ion transmembrane transport; regulation of cytosolic calcium ion concentration. The transcript has 14 exons.
CCCAGGGAGAUGUCUCAGCUGUACUACCGGCGGACUGACAGUUCCUCAUAUCGGGACCGUAUCCCGCUCAGGAUUGUGCGGGCUGAGUCUGAGCUGUCGCCCCUGGAGAAGGCCUACCUUGGAGCUGUGGAGAAAGGAGACUAUGCUAGUGUCAAACAGGCCCUUGAUGAAGCAGAGAUCUACUUCAAGAUCAACAUCAACUGCAUCGACCCUCUAGGCCGAACGGCUCUGCUGAUCGCCAUCGAGAACGAGAACCUGGAGAUCAUUGAGCUCUUGCUGAGCUUCAACGUGUACGUCGGCGAUGCCCUGCUGCACGCAAUCCGGAAGGAAGUGGUGGGAGCCGUUGAGCUGCUGCUCAACCACAAGAAGCCCAGCGGUGGCAUGCAGGUUCCUCCUAUCCUAUUGGACAAGCAGUUCUCUGACUUCACCCCUGACAUAACUCCCAUCAUCCUCGCUGCACACACCAACAACUAUGAAAUUAUCAAACUGCUGGUGCAGAAGGGUGUGUCUGUGCCCCAGCCACAUGAGGUGCGCUGUAACUGUGUGGAGUGUGUGUCUAGCUCAGAUGUGGACAGCCUGCGGCACUCUCGCUCACGCCUCAACAUCUACAGAGCGCUGUCAAGUCCCUCGCUAAUUGCCCUCUCGAGCGAGGACCCCUUCCUCACUGCGUUCAGGCUCAGCUGGGAGCUGCAGGAGCUCAGCAAGGUUGAAAAUGAGUUCAAGUCAGAGUAUGAGGAGCUGUCCCAGCAGUGCAAGCAGUUUGCUAAGGACCUGCUGGAUCAGACUCGCAGCUCCAGAGAACUGGAGAUGAUCCUCAAUUUCAGAGACGACAUCAACCUAUUAGAGGAAGAGGGCAACAAUGACCUGGCCAGGCUCAAACUCGCCAUCAAGUACCACCAGAAAGAGUUCGUAGCUCAGCCAAACUGCCAGCAGCUUCUGGCGUCCCGGUGGUACGAUGAGUUCCCUGGUUGGAGGCGGCGCCACUGGGCUGGGAAGUUCCUCACCUGUGUCUUCAUCGGCCUCCUCUUCCCCAUCUUCGCCCUGUGCUACCUCAUCGCCCCCAAGAGCCGCUAUGGCCUCUUCAUCCGCAAGCCCUUCAUCAAGUUCAUCUGCCACACAGCUUCCUACCUGACCUUUCUCUUCCUGCUGCUCCUCGCUUCCCAGCACAUUGUGACCACAGAACCUGACAGGCAAGGCCCAGCACCGACCACGGUGGAGUGGAUGAUUCUGCCCUGGGUGCUGGGAUUCAUCUGGACAGAGAUCAAGCAGAUGUGGGAUGGCGGUUUCCAAGACUACAUCCAUGACUGGUGGAAUUUGAUGGACUUUGUCAUGAACUCUCUUUAUCUGGCCACCAUUUCCCUCAAGAUUGUAGCCUACACUAAGUACAGUGGCUGUAAACCCAGGAACCAGUGGGAGAUGUGGCACCCUACACUGGUGGCAGAGGCGGUGUUUGCCAUCGCUAACAUUUUCAGCUCUCUGCGCCUCAUCUCGUUGUUCACAGCCAAUUCUCAUCUGGGGCCACUGCAGAUCUCUCUGGGGAGAAUGCUGCUGGACAUUCUCAAGUUCCUCUUCAUCUAUUGUCUGGUCCUGCUGGCCUUUGCCAAUGGGCUGAACCAGCUGUACUUUUACUAUGAGACCAAGGCCUCAGAUGAGAAGGGCAAAUGCAAGGGCAUCCGCUGUGUGGAGCAGAAUAACGCUUUCUCCACGUUAUUCGAGACCCUGCAGUCUCUCUUCUGGUCUAUUUUCGGUCUGAUCAGCCUGUAUGUGACCAACGUGGAUGCAGACCACCAGUUUACUGAGUUUGUCGGUGCCACCAUGUUCGGCACCUACAACAUCAUCUCCCUCGUGGUGCUCCUCAACAUGCUCAUAGCCAUGAUGAACAACUCCUACCAGCACAUUGCUGACCAUGCAGACAUCGAGUGGAAGUUCGCCAGGACUAAGCUGUGGAUGAGCUACUUUGAAGAGGGGGGCACUCUGCCGUCCCCGUUCAACAUCAUCCCGAGCCCCAAAUCAGCCUGGUACCUCAUGUGCUGGAUCAAGAAGCAGGUGUGCAAGAGGACACAGUCCAAGCGCCCUGAAACAUUUGGAACACUUGGAGUAAGUCAAGCUCUAUUCUUACGUUUAUUCGACUAUCAAAAAUAUCAUAGGCGAGCAGCAGAGAACCUAAGGAUUAAUAACCAAUAUCAGGAGGUAUUGAGGAAUUUGGUCAAACGCUAUGUGGCUGCCAUGAUCAGAGAUGCCAAGACAGAGGAAGGCCUGACUGAAGAAAACUUUAAGGAGCUGAAACAAGACAUCUCCAGUUUCCGGUAUGAAGUGAUGGGAAUGAUGAAGACAGGGAAGCCCCCUCUACAGGCCAGUGGGAGCUCAGUGGAGUCCAGUUUUACCUUCCCCAACUCCUCCCUCAAGGUUUCACCCCCUCCUCCUAGUGGCCACGUGAAAAGCAAACUCAGCCUAUUAAAGAUCACCACGUCCAUCCUAAAGCAGGGCGGUGCCACAGCUUCACCCAGGCCGCCGGAGGCCUCCAACGGGCUGCCGAACGGACUCAUGCCCCUGGCCUCUGACGAUAGCUCUGGCGAAAAGUCAAGCCAGAGGAAAAACUUCCCCAAAGACAUCACUGACUUUGGCCUCUUCCAGAAACGCCACUCAGGCGGCACUGGAGACAUGUCUGGUGCAACAGGGGGGAUUUCUAGAAACAUGUACGCUUUGUCUGAGGAAACUGGGGAGUCUGGGGCCUCAGACGCAGAGGAGCAGGACAAGGAGCAAAAAGCAAUAGGUAAGGAGGAGGAAAGACCCUUGGAUGGAGAAAAAGAGCAAGAGACAGCUGGAAGAGAGAUAGUGACAGAGGCCAAAGUGGAGAAUGUAGAUAACGGUAGAGAAAAGGAAACAGAGGAAACAGAAACAGAGAAUUUUCUCUGCACUGAGUCAGUAGCCGAUGACUGUUCAUCAGAGUCGCCCAGAGAAGAGACAUAGGCUGGGGUGUUAAGGGAAUAAAACUGUGGGAAUACAAUGGUGGACUCAUGAUGAAGAGACUGACAAUCAGCAUGAGGCUCGUGUGAGGAGAGCUGCUUCAGAAGUCUAACUUUUCCAGUUAUUACUAAACUCAUGAUCAGCUUUGAUCUUUGGAGACUCAGGGAGGCUUUCGGUUUGACACAGUCAGACAGACUAAUGUGUCUGAAAAGCCGUUAAAUUAGCAACGGAGACGUAACUCUCUUUGUGGACCUCUCUGGAUAAAGGUACAUGGAGCUCUGUGUGUGACAAUUGCAUGGAUUUAGGUUUCGGGGUGUCGUUGGAUCAUAUCUCGUUCCUACUGAUGAAUGGAAAAGAAAUAUUUCCUGAAACUAGACGAUUUCCUCAUUUUUCUGUACCCUCCUCUCUCAUUUCCCGUAUCUGCUGCUUGCCGUCCUC